Molecule: messenger RNA, 1677 nt
Organism: Exophiala oligosperma
Lineage: Eukaryota; Fungi; Ascomycota; Eurotiomycetes; Chaetothyriales; Herpotrichiellaceae
Exons: 9
Coding region: 1-1677 (558 amino acids)
Biological process (GO): transmembrane transport
Molecular function (GO): transmembrane transporter activity
Source: RefSeq, a predicted model, not a curated record
AUGGGUGUUGAAGAGACGUCACCCUCAGCGGUGGACGCCAAUACCGACGGACUACACGAAGAACCACGGGCAACUCAAGGGUCGCGUAGGGACUCUGGGAAAGGAGCCGAGUUCAGUAGCGAACCUGAGAAAUUGGAGCGUCCGACUGGCUUCAAGCUUUACCUGAUAUUGGCCUCUAUGACUUUCACCCAGUUUGUCAUUAUGCUCGAUAUCUCAGUCAUUGUGACUGCCAUCCCUCAGAUAACAGAUCAUUUCCACUCCCUUCUUGAUGUUGGUUGGUAUGGGAGUGCCUAUCAGCUUGCAAGUGCAUCUCUACAACCGUUGAGUGGAAAGAUCUAUACCUAUUUUAAUCUCAAAUGGGCCUUUUUAUCUUUCUUCUUCGUCUUUGAACUGGGAUCUCUGCUGUGCGCAGUGGCAACGUCUUCGACAAUGUUGAUAGUUGCGAGGGCUAUUUCGGGACUGGGUGCUUCCGGAUUGCUUAACGGUGGCUUAGCGAUUUUUGCUGCUUGUCUGCCGAAAGAAAGACAGCCAGCCAUGUUUGGCGUUUUGAUGGCAAUUGGCCAGCUCGGUCAAGCCUGUGGCCCUCUCAUUGGCGGGGCUUUGACUCAGUACGCGACAUGGCGUUUAUGCUUCUACAUCAACCUUCCCAUCGGCGCCGUUGUUGCUGGGAUCCUUCUCUUCAUCCGCAUUCCCAGGGGAUCCAUGAAGUCAGAUGAGCAAACACUGCGGAAGAUGUUAACCCAAACAUUAGAUCUCGUCGGAUUCGCCAUCUUUGCCCCUGCGUCUAUUCAGUUCUUCCUCGCUCUUCAGUAUGGAGGCGGACAGCACGCCUGGGACAGUGCCACGGUUAUAGGGCUUUUUUGUGGAAGCGCCGCCAUGUUCGCCAUCUUUCUCAUUUGGGAGUACUAUAAAGGCGACGACGCCAUGAUUCCCCUGCCAAUCUUACGUCGGCGGACUGUAUGGUCGGCGUGUCUAACAUUGUUCUUCAUUGUCGGAAUCUUGAUCUGUGCAGGAUACUAUCUCCCAAUUUGGUUUCAGGCCGUCAAAGGCACCACGCCAACGAUGAGUGGAGUGUACAUCCUGCCAAAUGUCCUCGCGCAGAUUGCCAUGUCCAUGGUAACAGGCCUUAGCGUUCCGAUAUUGGGGUACUUCCUCCCCUUCAUUCUGGUAGGCACUUCCCUCGCUGCGAUUGGGUACGGCCUACUUUCGAUGCUCACGCCGACAUACCCAACUGGACCGAGGGUAGGAUACCAGAUCAUUGGCGGAGUGGGAUGUGGAGCAGCAGCACCGGUCGUCUACGUCGCUCUUCAGGCACUCACUCCGGCGGCAGACUCACCAAUCGCCAUGGCGAUACUUCUCUUCUCUCAGAAUUUUGGAGCGGCAGUGUUUCUUACUAUCGCGCAGACCGUUUUCAGUAACAGCCUGAAGACAAAAAUCCCACAGUAUGCUCCAGGCGCCAACGUUGAUGCGGUACUAGCGGCCGGAGCCACCGAGUUCGCAAAGGUUGUCACCCCAGACCAAGUGGCUGGUGUUGUCAAGGCCUUCAGUGUUAGCGUUGACCAUGUCUUCUACCUUGUAUGUGGAGCGGCGGGGGGAGCGUUCAUCUGCAGUUGGGCAAUGGGCUGGAGAGACAUUAGGCAAAAGAGCGACCGAGAGCCUGAGCUUGAGUCUGAUUGA